AGAUAGCUCUGGAUACAAGUUUUAUUCUUAAAUUAAUUUCAAACCCAUUAAUUUCCUUACUGGAAGUGAACUCUCCAGGUUUUCCAGUAUGGCUCUGACCAGUACGUUGCUGCACAGUGCUUCCUUGUGUGGUGGAUGCUGCAGGCACAGAGUUUUGCACCUCUUCCUUGGACCUCUCCCCAGCAAUUCAAAACUGUACAGCAGCUACAGGAGGCCAGGGGCAGAGCCCAAGAAAAAACCCUCUUGGAAAGAUGCUGAUUUCAGCUUUAAGAAGUGUAUUGAUGUCUUCAAGACUCAGCUGAGUUUGUUGAAGAAGGAGACCAGAGAUCACUUAGUAGGACCCGAAGGCUAUCCAUUAAGCCAGUACCUGUUGGAACAGACGAGGGUGUUGUGGCAGUUUCGGAGCCAAGAAGAUUUAAAUAAAUGGAUUAUUUCCUCUGAUGUAGAGAUUGGAGGGAAAAGUGAAGUUUAUCUCAAACUGGGUAGGAAUAACCAGGCUGCUCUGCUGUAUGGAACCCUCAAUACGGAAGUACCUCGUGAUGGGGAGACAAAAUACAGUGGAUAUUGUAGCAUGAGAGCUAAACCACCAGUGGGGUCUUUCGCCAGGAAGAAGUAUUAUGACUGGUCCAAUUUCAACAGUCUGUAUUUACGUGUCCGUGGUGAUGGCAGACCUUGGAUGGUGAACAUUUAUACAGACCCUUACUUCUCUCAUCAAAAGGAUGACCUCUACAACUACUUCAUGUUCACCCGAGGAGGACCAUACUGGGAGGAAAUAAAGAUUCCGUUCUCCAAAUUCUUUAUCUCCAGUCGAGGAAGAGUCCAGGAUAACCAGCAUCCUAUCUGGUUGGACAAGGUUAGUACUCUUGGAUUCACAAUUGGAGACAAAGUAGAUGGUCCAUUCCAGCUGGAGAUCGAUUUUAUUGGCCUCUUAAAUGAUAGAGCUCAUACAGAAGAAUUUGCCUAUGAAACAUAUGACAAGAAUACUCCAGUCUAAGUUGUCUGGUGUCCUUUUGGGACAUUCUUCAGAUGUUUGGUUCAUUUGUAUAAAACACUUAACACGUGGCUUAUAACAAAUUGAAGAUUCUACGUAAGCUGAGAGAUAAAUGGGUGAAGUGUUACACCACUGGCAUCUUUGAGCUCACAAAUACAGAGUCCUGGAGAGACUGUACACAUAGAUGGACUGGACUGGAACAGAGCCUGAGGGGAGUUGUGAUGUGUUCUUACAACAUAGUAACUCUUCACUGGGUAAGUUUUGGCUUCUGUCCUGACCUUUACUGAAAUAAAGGUGUGCUUUAUUUCAUG
Acanthisitta chloris (rifleman) is the source of this 1302-nucleotide messenger RNA. RefSeq names its product NADH dehydrogenase (ubiquinone) complex I, assembly factor 1 (gene NDUFAF1). Gene Ontology annotation, biological process: mitochondrial electron transport, NADH to ubiquinone; mitochondrial respiratory chain complex I assembly. The record is from RefSeq and is a predicted model, not a curated record. The transcript has 4 exons. Gene Ontology annotation, cellular component: mitochondrion. NCBI's taxonomy places the organism in Eukaryota, Metazoa, Chordata, Aves, Passeriformes, Acanthisittidae. Bases 89 to 994 code for a protein of 301 amino acids.